GGACUGUUGGUUCGCACGUUUUUGGGGGACAUACAGUACGAAACAUAAACAAAGAAAAGACAGCAUCCUUUCAAUCGAUAUGGUGAGCUAGUGUGGUUAUGAUGGUGGUUAAAAGAUGUCUUUAGAAACCCUCUUAUUUGUGCCAAGUUCUUAAUUUAUGUAGAGGAUACUAUAUUAAUUACAUUAAUUUGGCAAUAAACUGAAGUUUGAAUGAAGUAGAGUUUAAGGGAAAUAAUAAUGGAGUCAGUUAUAGACACUAUUGCGGGAAGUAUGGAGUCGCAUUUAGUACCGAGGUCAAUAUCACCCGCAUCGCUACUGGACGUAGACUUGGACGGGGAUUCAAUUUCCGAAGAUUUCUACUCUGAGCAUAGCCUGAGGAACUCUUUAAUCAACGAUGAAACGGAUGCUUCAAGUUUAGCACAUGCAAACAACCGAGUACAGAGGGAGCGUUCAAAUUCAUGUGGAUCACAAACUGAUGUUUCCUCGCUUUCCAUGGAAGACCUUUAUGUACCCAUAGUAGGAUAUGAAGUCAUGGAGCAACGGGCAAGAUUCACAGUUUUCAAAAUACAUGUACGGAAAUCCCCAACAGAAAAUUGGUUUGUGUUUCGACGUUACACAGACUUUGUGAGAUUGAAUAAUAAGCUGAAGAGGUUGUUCCCAAGUUUCCGGUUGGCGUUGCCGCCCAAGAGAUGGUUCGGUGACAAUUAUGAUCCUAAUUUUCUUGAAGAUAGGCAACUAGGCUUGCAAGCUUUCAUUAACAACAUUACAAGUCAUGUUGGUUUUUGUUACAGCAAAUUUACAAGAGAGUUUUUCUGUUUGGAUGACCAACCUGGUGCACACGAUAGCCUUGAGGAAAGCAGGGCCCUCUGUGAUUCUCUUGAAGAAACCAUCUAUAACCUGCGACAUGAUUUAGCUGAGAAGGAAGCGGAGGUUUUACAGCUUAAAAAGCAACUUCGCGAAAGCCAGACUAAGGUCGAUAACCUCUCAACACAAUUAUUGAAUGGUGGUAUGCAUCCAGAAGCAUCUCGCUCUUCUUCCCAGAUCAGUGAGGAGAGCUUGGUAGAGGGCGAUUGUCGCUCAUGUGUCGAGGCGGAUCAGAGUUCAUUGGGUCAAGGAUCAAUUGAUCAUACAUCAUCAGAGCAAAGUUCACCAGAUCAUCCUUCAUUGACUAUGAAUGAACCUGUUGAAUGUGCUCGAGAAAUUGACUCACAAAAUUUACCUGAGCCAAAUUCUGACCCAACCUCUGAUCCAACCUCUGACCCCAAAACGACACAUGUUGAUGAUGAAAAAAGUGAGAAUCCUGUAGGACCUACUUGCACUGACCAAAGUGGGCCACCAUCACCUGCUGUUGAAAGCGAGGGAAGCUGGGAUACAGUUCCAGAGUACAACAACAAAGGAUGCCAAACGAAACCAAAUGAAAUUCCAGUUUACAGAUCACAUAUAUCAUCUGUACAUAAACAAUUUGGAAAUGGAAUAACGUCUAUAGAGCACAAUAAACAGCCUGACGAAUGCUCAGUUCCAAGCAAAGCUAUGAUUGUCACAUGAUGGUAGUGAGCAUGAUCUGAGCAUGUGAUGGUUACCAUGGUGAAGUGAAUAAGGAAGUGUUUAUUUAAGCAUGUCUAUAGUCUGAUGCAAUGUGCUGCCAACUGUGAACUUCAUCAAGGACAAACACACUGUACUUUGAAGCAGAUGCAAUGAAAAAAAAAAUGAGAGCAGAAAGUAGAUAGAUAGAUUAACUAUGAAGACAUUCCAGUUCUAAUAAUAAAUUUAAUAAAAACAGAACUUAAUCACAUAUUACAAUCGAUGUACCGUUUAAACGUUGGCAUUUUUUGGUACGUACAUGCUAAUUAGCCACAUUAGAGUCGUUCUGGAUGAUUCAAUAAUGACUUUUUACUGGUACUUAUAAGCACUUAAGUGUCAGGCUUUCUAGUGUGUAAUGUUGUUUUUAAGGUUUAUUCACCAUUGAUUUGUUUACUGUUAACAUCAAAAUGACCUGGGGCAGAUCCAAUGGGGGCAUAUUCCCUCCCUCUGUUUUACCAACUACAUUAAAAAAAUAUUCAAUGCAUAAAAAUACCUUGUAUUGAAAUAAGCAAAAAAUAGAAUCUGGCCCCCUUCGUUGUGCCACUGCUAGUUGCGCUCCCCACUUACCUGGUAUUAAUUUUGGGUUCUCCCUGUGUGAACAAAAUCUGGAUCUGCCCCGAUACUUACCCUGCUACUUUCAUUUUAUUGACAUGUCACAAUUUCAAAUAGAAAUAACUGCCAUUGGAAUUUGAAUAAUUGCUGUUAGGAUGAAUGAUACUUGCACCAUUAUUAAUCAACUCAGUGAUACAUAUUUGAAAAUUGUUAUAUUACUAUUGUUCAUCAAAAACUAUAAGAUAUAAAACUAAACUUGAGAUAUUAUUGAAUUCAGAGUUCCUGUUCUAAAUUGAUAUUAACCUUAUGCAUUUUUAAUGUAGCUUCCAAAUGAUUAUGCAUGAAAGCAGAAGGUUGCAACAAAUAUUUUACAACUCAGUAUAUAUAUUGAAAAACACUGUGAAACUCUAGAUAGAAAGAAGUUGAUUAAAACGAAAAGGUAUAUAACUAUGUGACAUUGUAAAAAACCAACAUGAUUGCAUAAUAAUGUUUGAAAUACCGUAUUUACUCAAAUUAACGCCCGGGGAAGCGUUUAUUUUAUUUUUUGAUGUAAAAUGGAUACACGUAUACUCAAAUAAAUGCCCCUUAAUUUCACAGUAAAACUAGAAAUACAACACAUCAAAAAACACUGUAGAACUCUAGAUAGAAAAAAGUUGAUUAAAACAUAAAGGUAUAUAACUAUGUAACAUUGUAAAAACAAACAUGACUACAUAAUAAUGUUUGAAAUACCGUAAUUAUUCAAAUUAAUGCCCCGGGGUGUUUAUUGUUGAGAGGGAUUUUUGAGGGGGCAUUUAUUCACGGGAGGCGUUUAUUUUAUUUGAUGUAAAAUGGAUACACAUUAUACUCAAAUAAAUGCCCCUUAAUUUUACAGUAAAACUGGAAAUACAACACAUCAAAAAACACUGUAGAACUCUAGAUAGAAAAAAGUUGAUUAAAACAUAAAAGGUAUAUAACUAUGUGACAUUGUAAAAACAAACAUGACUACAUAGUAAUGUUUGAAAUACCAUAAUUAUUCAAAUUAACGCCCCGGGGUGUUUAUUGUUGAGAGGGAUUUUUGAGGGGGCAUUUACUCGAGGGAGGUGUUUAUUUUAUUUGAUGUAAAAUGGAUACACAUUAUACUCAAAUAAAUGCCCCUUAAUUUCACUGUAAAACUUGAACUACAACACAUAAUUACGGUUAAAAUGUGUUACUGCCUCUGAUCAUAAACACUUAUUCAUCCCAACCAGGUUUAAAAGAUAUGUAAAUCUACUGGAGUAGAAAAUUAAUAGAAUGUGUUGAGAAUGUUGUUGCUUCCAUUAGAUGUGUUUACAGAAAUUCAGGGGGGCAUUAUAUAAUAAACACCUUGUGGAUUUUAUUCGAAGGAUGUGUUUAUUCCAAAUGAGGCUCUAGAGGGGAGUUUAUUCAAGGGGGGGGGGGCGUUUAUUCAAAGUGGGGUGUUUAUUCGUAUAAACACGAUACAUAAAUUUCCAUUCUCCUGUCAAGUUUAUUAUAAUUAAGACUAAUGCCAUACCUUGCCUUCUCUGAUGACACUUAAAUGAGGCAUGUUGUGGCGAAAUGGUAAAGUUGUCGCACAGUCC
Molecule: messenger RNA, 3710 nt
Organism: Anneissia japonica
Lineage: Eukaryota; Metazoa; Echinodermata; Crinoidea; Comatulida; Comatulidae
Product: sorting nexin-16-like
Exons: 8
Coding region: 238-1545 (435 amino acids)
Biological process (GO): early endosome to late endosome transport; endosome to lysosome transport; protein targeting to lysosome
Cellular component (GO): early endosome; extrinsic component of endosome membrane; late endosome
Molecular function (GO): phosphatidylinositol binding
Source: RefSeq, a predicted model, not a curated record